UAUAAAUAAAUUCUCUAAAAAAAAGUUUGUAGGAAUAGACUUUUCCUGCCAAGCAUAUUUAAUAACUCAAAAAACAAACAUUUAACUCUCUUAAACUUAGAAGUUCAAUUGAAAGGCUUUGAAGAAGAAGGCAAACGAAGAAUUCUACUACAUGGCAGCAGCAGCAGCUGAAGACGGUCACAAUUAGAGAGAGAGAGAGAGAGAGAGAUGCAUCCCUCAAGAAGAAGAGGUUUGGUCCCAUUCAUCAUCUUCCUCAAGGUAGUUUCAGACCCAACCUGAGUAUCAAGCAACGCAAGCAAUCAAAGUUUCAAUUUAAUUAGCAGAUGAGUUUUCCUGAGGAAUAUGUAACACUUUAUCUGAGGUUGUUGAGGGCUGCUGAAAAAGAUGACACCAGGGAACUAUAUAUAUUACAUGAACAAAACUCACUCUUGUUGCACGGUCCAUCGUUAUGGGGAGAGAAUGAAAACCCUCUACACGUCUCCUGUAAGCAUGGCAGCGUUCGAUUUGUGAUAGAGGUUCUGAAUUUAAAUCCAGGGUUAGCUAGAAGAAGAAGAAACAGUGAUGGUUUUAGUCCUAUGCAUGUGGCUUCGGCUAAUGGGCACGUUGAGAUAGUUCAAGUGUUGGUGGAUUUCGAUUCUAAACUCUGCCUUGUGGAGGACAUUGAAGAUCGGGUUCCUCUCCAUGUGGCAGCAAUGAAGGGGAAAGGGGAUGCUGUUAGGGCAUUAGUCCAUGCAUGUCCGGAGUCUCUUCGAAAGCUGACCUGCCGCGGAGAGACUGCUCUUCACCUUGCCCUCAAGAAUCACCAAACUGGUGCUUUCAUAGUCCUUUUGGAAGAGAUUCAAAAAUGGAAGCAAGAGGAGCUCCUUAACUGGAAGGACAUUGAAGGCAACACUGUUCUGCAUAUUGUCACCUCCCGUAAACUGAUCCAGAUUCUGGAGCUAUUGCUCUCACUCAACCUCAACUCUACAAAUGGGACAGUAAUGUUGGAUGUAAACUCCAUUAAUGGCAGAGGACACACACCCUUAGAUCUCCACUACGAAACCACCGCCAAUGACAUGCUUGCACGAGAGAUCCGCAUAGUCCUUCAGGAUGCUGGUGCUGUCGAGGGACGUUACUUGAACCACCUCACAGCGGCAGCACAACCACCACCUCCACAACCAUCACCACCAUCUACUGCUGAAUCACAACCGCCCCAAAAACUAUUGCCAGUUAAGAUCAGAAACUCCUUAUUAACUGUUCUCAUCAUGGCUGCCACUUUUGCCUUCGCUUCUUCCAACCCACCCAAUUAUUUCAAUCUACAAGCUGUCACGGAUGUCAAACAUCCUCCUCCUCGCCUCACCUUAUCCUCGUUGGUAUUGGGUUCUAAAUCUAACAACCAAUACAGGGGCAUAUUCUACUACAUGAUGUUCAACAUUGCUGGGUUUCUUGCAAGCAUGUGUGCUAUUCUGGUUCUGGUAAGGCCACUUCCUCACAGCUCAGUUGUGAGCUUUGUCAUGGUUACAAUGUUCAUUGCUUAUCUUCUUGUGGUGGAUAAGAUCAUGCCAAGUUUCUCAGUCAUAUUAUUGGGUUCCUCGGAAAUUUCAAGCACUCCUCUUGUUUGGUUAUCAGCUCUGGCAUUCAUAUUUUGUGGAUUUGUGAUUUCGCUUCUUGUGAAACUAUUUCAUGGAGUCUACAACCGAUGGAAAUCGUCAAGAGGCCAUGCAUGAUAUGCUGUUUGGAGUGACCUUUUGGUUUGAUGAAGGCAUUUCUCUUCGAUAAAUGGAGAUUGUGUGUAUAAAUAAAUAAACACUAAGAAGAGAAGGACCAUGGUGCAUGGAUGGCCUCUCUUUUUCUUAUAUGUUUAUGAAUAAGUAAGGGAAAUGCUAGGUAAUGGAUAUGCUUGGCAUGUGUGUAAAAAAAUCUGUAUUGAAAUAUGUAUAAUAUAUAUAUAAAUAUGUGUGAAAUUUA
Camellia sinensis is the source of this 1947-nucleotide messenger RNA. RefSeq lists its product as uncharacterized. Gene Ontology annotation, cellular component: plasma membrane. Gene Ontology annotation, molecular function: protein binding. The record is from RefSeq and is a predicted model, not a curated record. NCBI's taxonomy places the organism in Eukaryota, Viridiplantae, Streptophyta, Magnoliopsida, Ericales, Theaceae.